This is a messenger RNA of Orussus abietinus, 4633 nucleotides long. Its product is annotated as zinc finger matrin-type protein CG9776. NCBI's taxonomy places the organism in Eukaryota, Metazoa, Arthropoda, Insecta, Hymenoptera, Orussidae. Gene Ontology annotation, molecular function: nucleic acid binding; zinc ion binding. The record is from RefSeq and is a predicted model, not a curated record. Gene Ontology annotation, cellular component: nucleoplasm. The transcript is spliced from 9 exons. Gene Ontology annotation, biological process: positive regulation of DNA-templated transcription; negative regulation of DNA-templated transcription. The coding region runs from base 165 to 3677 and encodes 1170 amino acids.
CUUCCGAAUGUACGUAAUUUCGCGGAACGUGGUUGCCACCGGGGAAUAAAAAGUUUUUAGUGCUUUAUUCGCCGAUAAACCGAAAGGUGUUCGAUGAUAACGGGUUUUAAGGACGCAUAUUGACUGGUCACGACAACAGCUAAAGAGUAAUUCUGGAGGCGAAUAUGGAGCAAGAAUCUAGAAGGAAAGGCCCACGGAGUCCGAGCGUUGAUUCAGAAGACUCUUCGCACAGAAGAAGAUCAAGAAAAUACGAUAGGUCUCCGUCUCCUAGGAGAUCUAGAUAUCGGCGAUCGCGAUCAAGGGAACGAAGAUCUAGAUCAGCAUCGAGAGAGCGGAGAAGAAAGGAAUCGAGUAGGCAACAAGAAUGGAAGCAGGCAACCCCGGCACAAGGACAAGCCUCGGCGAACAACACCGCUCCAUCGGCAGGAUAUGUGACUUCGGUUCAUAAUCAAUAUCCGAGCGGACCUCCAAAUACAAGCCAACCUCCACCACCAUUGCCUGCAUACAACCAAGGCUAUAAUAACUACAGCUACAACUACAAUCAAGGUUACGAUUAUGGUUACCAACAGCCUUCAGGAUAUCGCAGUGAUUAUUCUACUCAGAACUGGCAAGGGAAUCAAGUGCCAUAUGCAAGUCAGCAGCCACCGCCACCGCCUAAUCUAUCGACACAGCAGGAUACGUCAAGAACAGUCGAGCCCAGUCCAGCAGUUAUGGCACCACCUGUACCUCGACCCGAGGAUGCCAAAAAAGAAGCAAUCGCAGCUGAAGUCAAGCAACAGAAAGCGACAUUGGCUAGACAACGGGAGGAGUACGUCAGGAAAUCAACAACGUUGCAGCGCGAAUUAGAAAUCUUACGGCAGCAAUGUGAUGAAAUAGGCAAGGAGGGCGGUCGAGAAAAUAACCGCAUCGUAAAGGAGAAUCAAAAGCUUCAGAUUGAAAUCCAAAAUAAGAUGAAGUCAAUACACAAUGUGAUCGAUAUGCUCACGGGUAUUAUUGGAGACAAAGCCACCGUCGAAGACCUUAAGAGCAAGUAUAAAUUAGAAGCUAGUAAGCAUUCGAGAAGUCCUAAAGAAGACUUUCCCGAAGGGAAGUCUGUGUCUCCUGACAGAUUGUCAGUUCCGGAGUCGGACAAGGAUGGCAAAGCGGACAAGAGGUCUCCGGAGGACAAGCCGAUGUAUAAUUUUGUCCACUAUGAUCCUGAAAUGCAUUGGUGUAAAGUCUGCGAUAUCUUUCCUAAAACGGCUAAGGAAUACUUAAAUCACCUUCAUAGCAAUGAGCACAAAGAAACUUGCUUGGAGCGCAAGAUCGUCGACAUGCCAUGGCACGAGCGGAACGGAGAGGGAACCGAGAAGGAAAUGCCGUAUUAUCCUGGGCUGCCAACGAAAAGAACUCCAAUUAAAGGGCUGCAAUUCUUCAGCGCGGCUACAGCCUGGUACUGCAAGCUCUGCGACUCCUGGAUCGGCGACCUGCAUUGCGCCAGCCUGCACCUGAAGUCCAAACGGCACUCCGAGAAUUUCUCCCGAUUCGUGGAGCAGAACCCCCACUGGGAAACUGACUGGAUGGCCGACCGGGAGAAGGCAUUCUCCGAGGAGAAGCACAAGCAGAUGCAGCUAGAGCUACAGAAGCAGAAGGAGGACGAGCCCCCGCCUACGAAGUCGAAGAAGUCUAAGAAGAACAAGAAGAACAAGAAGAAGGCGAAAAAACGGCGGAAUCGGAGCAGCGCCAGCGACUCCUCGAGCGAGUCGGAGAACACGGAGUCCGACUCGGACCAGGACAUGUCCAGGAGCAUCAGGGUAGCUAUGAGAAAUAAAAUGAAGGCGUCUACCCAAGCGAUCCUGAACGAGGAGAUAGACUAUCACGGAAUCAAAUUAAAGGGGCACUGGACGCAAGGCCAACCGAAACAGGCCAGCGAGCUUCCCUCUCAGGAGGUGGACGACCGGCAGCUUCUCAACUCCAUCAGGGACAAGCUGAAGGCGAAGCAGGAGGAGGAGAUGAAGGUGGGGAACCGCAGGCAGAGCCAGGACAAGCCCGUGGAACAGGAGGAGGAAGAGGAGGAGGAGGAGGAGCGAAGACAGAACUCGUACGCGAAGGGGCAGGAGGACCUGGAGGCGUGGGGUCCAAAGGAGCCCCCGAAGUCCUUCUGGAUAAAGAAGGAAGAGGAAAAGCCGGCGACCAGCCAGCAGAUGGCCACCAAACCCAUCGAGAUCCCGAAGCCCGAGGAGAUGCCCAAACCACACAUGGGCUUCUGGACGAAGCAGCAGGUCAACAUGUCGGUGAAGCCCCCGGAGAGCAAGGUCCCGAGCGAGAAGGAGGACGACAGGGAACGGGACCGGGACAGGGACAGGGAGAGGUACAAGGAGGAGCGGGAGCGCAAGUACGACCGCCGGGAGGAGAAGUACGAGAGGUACGAGAGGAGCGGCCGAUACGAGAAGAGGCGCGGCAGAGACAGGGACAGGGACAGGGACCGAGACAGGGACAGGGAUCACGACCGGGACCGGGAACGGGAUUACUACGAGGACAGGCCCAGAAAGAGAGAAAGCGGCGACUCGCCGAGAAGGAGCGACCGGGGAUGGAGAGAGAGUCCCAAGCGGGGCUACGAUCGCUACGGCAAGGACCGGAGGGAGGAGAACAACUCCUCGAACGAUGAAUCUAAGUUCGAGAAGAAGACCAACGAGUCGGCCUCGAAGUCGAAGAAGGGCGGCCCACCAGCCAAGAAGACUCCCCCGCAGACCGCGAAGGGCAAGCUGCCGUUCAUCGGCAGGUUACCGCUCUUCAAGAAGAAGACCGAAGAGCCGAAGACCGAGAAGGACAUCGCGCCUCUCCCUUACUCGCAGAGCAAGUUCGAGGACACUCCCAAGGUGCCCAGCGAGAUCAUCAAUCCCCCCGGGGUGGUGCACAUCACGAAGCUGGCUACCCCUCUCCCCUUGAACAACGCGACCCAGGUGAGCAAGGUGCAGCAGCAGAUGAAGAUCCUCGUGGCCCCUCCACCGCCGGUUUUGCACGAGACCAAGGCGCCCGUGCCUACUCCCCAGGUCGUUGAUAUGGAGAUAGAGGACCAGUCGGAGGACGUGAUCAUCGAGGAGCCCAUCGUGGAGCAGCAGAAGCAACCUCAGCCCGUGCCCAAGUUACCGCCCAUGAACCGACCACCGCCCACGUACACGCCAAGUGCUCAACCUCCGGCUAUGGCUCCCAGGACGCCUCAGUUCACGCCGAAUAGGCCUCCACCGAUUCCUAUUCCCAUCAGGACUCCGGCACCUGCGUUCCCGGCGCCUGUUCUUAACAGAUAUCCACCUUGUCCGGUGUCGUUUGUACCCAACCAUCCUCCACCGAUGCCUCCGGUGGUGCCAGUGGACACUCCGGUGCACGACGUUUCCGAGAUCCCGGAGCCUACGGAGAAGAAGCCCGACCCUAGUAUCCCUCUGCCAGAUGAUCUUCAGGAGGCUCUGAAUAUCAUCUUCCCCAAGGAAGAGACCGAGACCAAGCAGCAAAGUCACCAGGAGAACGGUGGAGUGGUUUAUGCUUCUAUGUACAGUAUGUUGGGAUGUGUCGGAUAUGGACCGGAAUACAUGGAUCAGCCUCCUCCGGAGAUCACCCAAGCUGAGGCCGAAGUCGACACACAACCUGGACCCGAUGACCUCAGGAUGCUUGGCAUCGACGAGGGAGACACUAUCCUGUAAGGGGAUACCUUUUAUUCUUAUGUUUUCGUCUGCCUCUCUGAGUGCCACGAAGGGAGAAACCCGAUGUGAUGAGCCACCUUGGCCACGAAUUCCAGGAUGUGGACCGAUUCCUGCAAGAGUUAUUAGAAUCUAUUCUGACGCAUUCGGUAAAGUUGGAAAAAGUAUUAUUCCUUAGUGCAAGGAAGGUUUCUUGCUCCCAAGAGAACUUUAACGGUUUGCUAGUGAUCGAUGAAAGGCUCUGAAUGUCGGCAGGAUUAGUGGAAGCUGCUGUUUGGAAUAUUUUGUAUCGCUCUUUCGACGUGCCAUGACGGAUAGGAUUUCAGUAUUUGGUCAGCCUUGGAUACGGACUCGAGUGUACCGAUAAGUUUCUCGUGGAGGCAUAGAUGUUGCAAGAUAUAUGUGUCAGAGCACGAAUACUGGUUCGUGUGACCAAGUGGUAUUUACAAGUUGUGCAGGAAAUGUGUUGAAGUGCUUAAUAUCGGCAAGAAUAACACCGUCUUAUAAAGAGGACACUGUAUCCGUUAUAUUUCUUAUAUCAUCGAUGUGCCACAAAAUAGGGAGCUUCGAUUGGAUGACAACGUGCAACGUUACAUUCCACACACAAUAUGCUACAAAACGUGGUCUCCAACUUGGCUGUUCUUUGGAUUGAAAGUGCGUUGUUUUACGAGGUGGUUUUAACGUUAGCAUCGAGAAUUUCGCCCAAAUUGUAGUUAUCCCAUUUUUCUCAAGUAGUUCAGAGUUUUGGUGUAUAGUUCUAACGGAAGUCGUCCUCCGAGUCUCCCGGGGUAAAUGCCUCUUUUUGAUCAGCAAAUAUUGACACCGGUCUUACUUGCUUUUUCAUUAAUUCCGUUCAUUCCGUAUUCAUGGCUAUACCAUAUAAUGUCCUGUUCUUGGUACUUUUAAACAGUGAAUUUCCCAGAUGAAUAAUAAAAGAUAUAACUCGUGGAAAGUGUGAA